Messenger RNA from Drosophila arizonae, 2674 nucleotides. RefSeq names its product deltex E3 ubiquitin ligase (gene dx). Gene Ontology annotation, biological process: Notch signaling pathway; protein ubiquitination. The record is from RefSeq and is a predicted model, not a curated record. NCBI's taxonomy places the organism in Eukaryota, Metazoa, Arthropoda, Insecta, Diptera, Drosophilidae. Gene Ontology annotation, molecular function: zinc ion binding.
CACUGCACAAACUAUAAUUUAUUCUACCUGUUGCAUUACCAUUUGCGCUUGCGCCCAAAUGUUAAAAUUAGCAUAUAAAUUAAGUAAAGAUCAGUUAAAAUUACGUUUUAGUUAAAGUGUGGUGCAAGUGGUACAUUUAAAUACAAAAUAUCAAGCCGCAAAAGGUACUGAUUGACAUGGUGCUGCGGUGCACUCCACCCCUGCCCAUGCAGGGCCACCAUUUUUAAUUUCUUUGUUUAUUUUGUGUUCCAUCUUCGUCGCAGUGUCGCAGUGUCAGCAACGAUCGCAGCCGAAUUUGAAUGCAUAAACAGAAAAUUCGGAACGAGCAUAAAAGGAAAAUCAAGAAAAUAAACGCACAUAUUAUUGAUGUUAUCAAUUAAAAUAAAAAUAGACAAUAAUAGUUACAAAAUGAAGUGAGUGCAGAAAGAUACACAAUAUGGCCAGCAAUGGGGCUGGUGGUGGAUGUGUGGCUGCUGCAGGCGGCGUUGGUGGCGGAGCCAUCAAUCAUACUCAUGCCGUUUGCGUCUGGGAAUAUGAGUCGCGCGGUGGCAAAUGGCUUCCCUAUUCGCCGGCUGUGUCGCAGCACUUGGAGCGUGCGCAUGCCAAGAAACUGACGCGUGUUAUGCUCAGCGACGCCGAUCCCAGCCUGGAGCAAUACUAUGUGAAUGUGCGGACCAUGACCCAAGAGUCGGAUACCGAAUCAGAGGCUGGCGGUCUAUUAACAAUUGGCGUGCGGCGCAUGCUCUAUGCGCCCAGCAGCCCGGCGGGCAAGGGCACCAAGUGGGAGUGGUCCGGCGGGGGCAGCGCGGACAACAAUUGUGAUUGGCGGCCAUACAACAUGCAUGUGCAGUGCAUCAUUGAGGAUGCGUGGGCGCGCGGCGAGCAAACCUUGGAUCUGUGCAACACGAACAUCAGCCUGCCAUACACCAUCAACUUUUGCAACUUGACGCAAAUGCGGCAGCCGAGCGGCCCCUUGCGCAGCAUACGGCGCACACAACAGGCGCCGUAUCCGUUGGUCAAGCUGACGCCGCAGCAGGCGCUGCAGCUGAAGGCCAACAACAAUGGCCAUGACUAUCAGCAGAGAAACAAUAAUACGCUGCCCAAAAUGGGCGCCAUGCUGCCGCCCAUGCAUCGACAGCAGCAUCCACUGCCCACGCAUGGACAUCAUCAUCAUCAGCAUCAGCAACAUCAGCAUCAGCAACAUCAGCAUCAACAACAUCAGCACCAACAACACCAGCAGCAUCAACACACACAGCAUCAGCAGCAGCAAUCACGCAAGCCGCACAAGAAACACAGCGAAAUAUCCACCACAAAUCUGCGCCAGAUCCUCAACAACCUGAACAUCUUUGGUAGCAGCACCAAGCACAGCAGCAGCAACAGCAACAACAACGGCGGCAGCAAUCAUCUGGCGACAGCAGUCGGCAGCUGCAACUCGAAUGUAGCUGGCUCCACGCUGCAUUUGAUGCAGCAUCAGGCGCACUUCUCGCACAGCAGCAAGAGCAUGCUGACCUCCUCGAUGAAUAGCCAUCAUAGCCGAUGCUCCGAGGGCUCGCUGCAGUCGCAGCGCAGCAGUCGCCUGGGCUCGCACCGAUCGCGCUCGCGCACGCGUGUCUCAGACACCGAUACGAAUAGCGUCAAGUCGCAUCGGCGCAGGCCGAGCGUUGACACCGUCUCCACGUAUCUCAGCCACGAGAGCAAGGAGAGCCUGCGGAGCCGCAAUUUUGCCAUAUCUGUGAACGAUCUGCUCGACUGUUCGUUGGGCAGCGAUGAGGUGUUUGUGCCGUCGCUGCCGCCUUCGUCGUUGGGAGAGCGGGCGCCGGUACCGCCGCCGUUGCCUAUGCCACAUCAUCAUCAUCAGCAGCAGCAACAGCAGCAGCAGCAGCAACAGCAACAACAGCAGCAGCAACAGCAGCAGCAACAACAGCAAUCAAUCGCUGGUUCGAUUGUGGGCGUGGACCCAGCCAGCGAUAUGAUAUCGCGCUUUGUCAAGGUUGUCGAGCCGCCGCUGUGGCCAAACGCCCAGCCCUGCCCCAUGUGCAUGGAGGAGCUGGUGCACUCGGCACAAAAUCCUGCCAUAUCGCUGAGUCGCUGCCAGCAUUUGAUGCAUCUGCAGUGCCUCAAUGGUAUGAUUAUCGCGCAGCAGAAUGAGCUUAAUAAGAACCUGUUCAUCGAGUGCCCCGUGUGUGGCAUUGUCUACGGCGAAAAGGUGGGCAAUCAACCCAUUGGCAGCAUGUCCUGGAGCAUCAUAAGCAAAAGUUUGCCCGGCCACGAGGGCCAGAACACCAUACAGAUUGUCUACGACAUUGCUUCGGGCUUGCAGACCGCUGAGCAUCCGCAUCCGGGACGCGCUUUCUUUGCCGUUGGGUUUCCGCGCGUUUGCUAUCUGCCCGACUGUCCGCUGGGACGGAAGGUGUUGCGCUUUCUCAAGAUCGCGUUCGAUCGUCGACUGCUGUUCUCGAUUGGACGCUCGGUGACCACGGGGCGUGAGGAUGUGGUCAUUUGGAAUAGUGUGGAUCACAAGACGCAGUUCAAUAUGUUUCCAGAUCCCACCUAUUUGCAGCGCACCAUGCAGCAGCUGGUGCAUCUGGGCGUUACGGAUUGAAUCUAACUGCCAGCAACUACUACAACAACAACAACUACAAACAGCAACAUUAACAACAACAACAAAAGUACU